GACGCAACGUGCGCAGGGGGCGUGGCCUGUCGACUCAAACUAGGAAGUGAUGCAGUCAUCAGACUGAGUGGAAACAACAUCAACUCGGUGUGUCUAAAUUAUACAGAGCCAUCCACCCAUAGCCCGUCCUUUGUUCCGGUGUUUCCCGGUGGACGGUGAGACGCAGCAGCUGAGAUGUGGAUUCACCCAGAGGAGGUGCUGCUGGCUGGGGCUCUGUGGGUCUCUGAGCGGGCCAAUCCCUUCUUCGUCUUGCAGAGGAGACGAGGACACGGCCGCGGAGGGGGGCUCUCCGGUCUCCUUGUUGGGACUCUGGAUGUGGUUCUGGACUCCAGUGCCAGAGUAGCUCCAUACAGGAUCCUGCUGCAGACUGCAGACUCUCAGGUCUACUGGAACAUUGCCUGUGGCUCAUCCAGGAAGGAGAUCACAGAGCACUGGGACUGGCUGGAGGCCAACCUUCUGCAGACCAUCUCCAUCUUUGACAACGAUGAAGACGUCAUCACUUUUGUCAAAGGGAAGAUCUCUGGGAUCAUUGCAGAGGAGAACCGGGAGAAGCAAGGGGAGGAGCAGGAGGAGGAUUGUGGGAAGUUUCGGGAAGCAGAGCUGAAGAUGAGGAGGCUCUUCAGGAUGCCUGAUGAAGAGAAGCUUGUGAAUUAUUAUUCCUGUAGCUACUGGAAGGGAAGAGUCCCACGGCAGGGAUGGCUUUACCUGUCUGUCAACCAUCUGUGCUUCUACUCCUUCCUACUGGGCAAGGAGGUGAGCCUAGUGGUGCAGUGGACAGAGGUGACCCAGCUGGAGAAGAACGCCACCCUGGUGUUUCCAGGAAGCAUUUGUGUCAGUACUCGUCACACUGAGCAUUUCUUCUCCAUGUUCCUCAACAUCAGUGACACUUUCAAGCUGAUGGAACAGCUCGCCAACAUAGCCAUGCGUCAGCUGCUUGACAAUGAGGCGUUCGCCGCCGACCGCUCGCUGCCCAAACCCUGCAAGACGCUCAAGAACGUCUCUGCGCUCAAGAGGGAUUUGGACGCCCGGGCAAAAAACGAGCAGUACCGGUCAAUGUUCCGGCUGACACAGGAUGAACGUCUGGAUGGACACACGGACUGCACACUGUGGAUGCCGUUUGCUAAAAUGCACGUGGUCGGACAGUUGUUCAUUUCCAACAACUACAUCUGCUUUAACAGCAGAGAAGACGACCUGUGUCAGCUCAUCAUCCCACUCAGAGAGGUCUCCAUUGUAGAGAAGGCAGACAGCAGCAGCGUCCUGCCGUGCCCUGUCUCCAUCAGCACCAAGAACAAGAUGAACUUCCUGUUUGCCAACCUCAAAGACAGGGACUUCCUGGUCCAACGCAUCUCGGACUUCCUGCAGCGAACACCUGACAGCUCGUGGGGUGACACCAGCCCGCUGUCUCUGAUUGGCCACUCGGCAUCCUCCGGUGUCCCCUCGUCCUUGUCUGCAGGAUCUGAAUCUGUUCACAGGGGGCGUCAUUACCACCCCGGUCUUCCUACAGCCAGUUGGGGUCUGCUACAGCUCUACCACCAAGAUGCUCAGGAGGACCUUGGACCCAAAGCCAUGAAGGAGAAGAUGAAAGAGGAGGCAUGGAAUAUCCAUUUCUCAGAGUUUGGUCGAGGCGUCUGUAUGUACCGAACCUCCAGAACCAGAGAACUCAUCCUUAACGGGAUCCCAGAGCGCCUGAGAGGGGAGCUGUGGCUGCUGUUCUCUGGAGCGCAGAAUGAGAUGGCAACCCACCCUGGUUACUAUGGUGACCUGGUGGAGCAGGCUAUGGGCCUGUGUUCACUGGCUACAGAAGAGAUUGAGCGUGACCUCCACCGCUCAAUGCCUGAACACCGAGCCUUCCAGAAUGAAACAGGCAUCGCUGCGCUGCGCCGCGUCCUCACCGCAUAUGCCCACCGCAACCCCGGCAUCGGCUACUGCCAGGCAAUGAACAUUGUCACCUCUGUCCUGCUGCUCUACUGUACAGAGGAAGAAGCCUUCUGGCUGCUGGUGGCACUUUGUGAGCGGAUGCUGCCGGACUACUACAACACCAGAGUUGUAGGAGCUCUGGUGGAUCAAGGGGUGUUUGAGGAUUUGACCCGGGCCUUCCUGCCCCAGCUGUAUGAACACAUGCAGGAGCUGGGGGUGAUCUCCACCAUCAGCCUGUCCUGGUUCUUGACCCUCUUCCUGUCUGUGAUGCCCUUUGACAGUGCGGUGCUGCUGGUCGACUGCUUCUUCUACGAGGGCAUUAAAGUCAUCUUUCAGGUGGCACUGGCUGUCCUCCAUGACAACAUAGACACCCUGCUGUCCUGCAACGAUGAGGGAGAAGCCAUGACCAUCCUAGGAAGGUACCUGGAUAAUGUCGUGAAUAAACAGACAGUGGCUUCGCCCAUCCCUCACCUGCAUGCCCUGCUUACCAGCGGAGAUGGCCUUCCACCUGAGAUCGAUGUGUUCGACCUCAUCAAGUCGUCCUAUGAGAAAUUUGGCAGCUUGCACUCUGACGUCAUUGAGCAGAUGAGGUUCAAACAGAGGUUAAAGGUCAUCCAGUCACUUGAGGAUACGGCCAAGAGGAGUGUGGUGAGGGCGAUGAUGACGGAGUCAGCCUUCAGUAUCGAGGAGCUGGAGGAGCUGUACUGUCUGUUUAAGUCCAAACACAUGACCAGCUGUUACUGGGGCUCCAGCAGCUCUGCAGCUGAGCGCCAUGACCCCAGCCUGCCAUACCUGGAGCAGUACCGCAUCGACCCGGCCCAGUUCACCCAGCUCUUCGCUGCACUCGCCCCCUGGACCUGUGGAGGCCACACCCAGACACUGUCAGCCCGUCUCUUCAGACUCCUGGACCAGAACCAGGAUGGUCUGGUCAACUUCAAAGAGUUCAUCACUGGACUCAGUGGGAUGUAUCAUGGAGACAUGACAGAGAAACUCAAAAUGCUUUACAAGCUCCACCUCCCACCAGCUCUGUGUCCUGAGGAGGCGGAGUCUGCUCUGGAGGCAACACACUUUUUCACUGAGGACGAACCACAAGAAUCCUCCUUCCUGUCUGAUCCGGACAUUUUGCAGCAGCAGGAAGUGACAUCAGGUGAGGAGGGGAAGGAUGGAAGCGGAGACAGUGAGGAGAAGAAAGAGGAGAAGGUGAGGGACUACAAGUAUUAUCUGAGAAUGUGGGCUAAAGAGAAGGAACCCAAGAAAGAGACCAUCAAAGACCUGCCCAGGAUGAACCAGGAGCAGUUCAUAGAGUUGUGUAAGACUCUGUACAACAUGUUCAGCGAAGAGCCUCUGGAGCAGCAACUCUAUCACUCCAUUGCCACCGUGGCCAGCCUGCUGCUGCGCAUCGGAGAGGUUGGCAAGAAGUUCAACAAUGGCAACAAGAAGCCUGACACCCUGACGCCUCAGACGGAGGCGGGACCUGGAGAGGGGGGGUCAGGUGAUUCUCAGAUGUGCCAAGCUCUGGCCGAUGCCCAGUUGGAGCCAGCGGCACCACAGACCUCCGAUGAAGAAACCAAGGACGACACAUCAGUAUCGUCGUACUCAGUGGUGAGCUCCGGCUCACUGCAGUGUGAGGACAUUGCCGAUGACACUGUCCUCAUCGGGGGUGGCAAGCAGAGACGGGCCAGCGUGCUGGAUGUAGAUUGGUCAAUCACCUUUGAGCAGGUUCUGGCAUCGCUUCUGACUGAGCCGCCGCUUGUUGACUACUUUGAAAAGAAGAGAGACAUCCAAAACAAGAUGGCCACCUGUAAGGCCCAGCGGGCCCUGGAGCGUCAGAUAAGCUCUGCCUCUGACCACGAACUAACCCAGCACUCUAUCUGACUUACCUUUAAUGGAUUCACCUUUAAAAACUCACCUGUACCUGUCUGCCUUUCUCACCUUUAUCUGUCCAUCUGACCACACCUGCACAUCUGUCUGCAGGAACACUAUGCUCAGGUGAGUCGGGGCUAUUACACAUCAUUGAUUUAAAGUCAGUUGAUCUGUCACCUCCUGAUUGGAGCAUACCUGAUGAGGUCACUCUGACAGCCUGUCUCUGAUUAGCCGAUUGGCACUGACUCACCUGUGACAGCUCUGACUGACCCUCUUCAUUAAGCCUGAGAUUCUGGACAAACCAGACCCCAUUAGAGGACCAGGACGCUGAGACUGAAACCAUGUGGUCAGUUUUAGAACUGGUUCCAGUUCUGUUUCAUGAGGAGGCAGGUUUCACCAGACGAGCUUCAUGUUCCCUGUAUUCACGUUAAAUUCUUCGAAUCCAUCAGACGAGUCAGAGUAGAACCACGUUCGAAGACCGAUCCAGGGACAGACGUCACAAUGAUUUGAUCAGACUCAGUGAUGAGAGGAUAAAAACAGCAGCCUGACUCUUUAAGAGAAACAAAUGUAACCACACCAAUCAAAACCGAUUGAUUUGUUUAUUGAGUCUGAUCAUUGUUGAUCAGAUAAUAACUGAUCACAGUCAGUUCUCCAAUCACACAGCAUUAAGUCACAGCAUCACUGUGAUGAUUUCACACUCUACCAGGGGCUCACAGCUGUUGUUAGUGAACUCAGCACUUCCUGUAGAUGGUUCACAAUUAAAAGCCUUGUUAUGGAAGGCUUUUAAUGCGAAAUAGCUGCAGAAAGUUUGUUUCAAGAAGGAACUAAAGCAACAAAGAUGUUUUAUUUAUGUUGAAUGCAGCUCAGCUCAGGAUCAGUACGCUGAGUCCUGGUGCUGUCUGUUGAUCUCCUGUUGAUUUAUUGAUCUUAUAUCUGCAGAUUAGAGCACCACCUGGCCUGAAAACUGCAAAACGAGCAGGUAAAGCAAGUAAAUGUUAUGCUAGCAGUACUACAGAUGUCCCAAAGUCCCAAAAAUUUUUUUCACAUGUUGAACCAAUGUUUUCUCAGAAGUUGAAGAGCAAAAUAAUUUGAAGAACACUGAUCUCCAUGUAAUCAAAUCAUUUCUCUCUAUAAUGGAGUCCCAAAACAUUUUUCUUAAGUGAAAGAAUGUGUGAGAUCAGGGUUCGGGUUCUGUUUCAUAUAAAUACUUGUUUGAAUGCUCUUUUAUGAAUAGACUGUGCAGGUCAGUGCAGGGGAAUCUUGACAAACUAGACAUGUAAGCAGGUAUUCCAGGGUCCUUUCACCUGACUUAACAAGAAUGAAACUUUAUUUAAGAACUUUAAAUGGCGUAACAAGAAAUAUUGUUAUAGUUUUUAAUUGAUUUUUAAGAAAAACCUUUUAAAGGACCAUUGCAUUAUUCAGACAAGAUGAAGAUCACACAGAGGUGAGAAUAAAUUUUAACUCUGGUGAAAUGACAGGAUCUUUUGGGGGGUGAAAUGUGAACACAAAUAUGAAACAUGUCGAUCUGAUUCAGUGUGACUUCCACUUCCUGAGGAUCUCUAAUGUCCCUCCAGAAUAAACCUCAAUAAAUCCACAUAGAAAGCAGAGGAGCAGAAGCUGCCUGAGAAUCCUCCUGUUUCUAAAUGUCCUUCUUAUCACAAUGAUCCAGCGGCAGCUGUCUGAACGUCCAUGGGCGCCCUGCACACAGGAGCUGCUUGCUGCUCACUCUGUAUUUUUCAUGCAAAAGUCUAAUUUCACACUGAGGUCAUCAUUGCUGUAAUUAUCACUGGGAUGGGGAUGAAAAAUGACCCACAGAUGUUCCAGGUGGGAUGUUUUUAAAGUGCAGUAAGUACAUUUCAGAUACAAUACAACACAUCUCACUCUUCUAGAAACCAAAACAAUAUGACCUAUAAACAGGUAUAGCUGUGUCCAUUCAUCUGAUGUAACAAAGUCAGAAGUUUAAAUAAAUUGAUUUUUGUAAGAAACAGACAGAAAAAGACAGGUGUGACAAAGUUUUCAUUACUUUUAAGAAAAUAAAUCUUUAAGGACUCGGUUACAUAAAAAAAUGACUGAAUACGGAACUCAACAGUUAAAUAAACAUGUUUAUUGUUUAAAUGUUUUCUGUACAGUUAGAUAUAUUAACUGCAUAUUAUUAAAAUUAUGAGGUCAUAUUAAUGAAUAAACUUGUGUUAUUGUUUCACAGGUGAGUUCACACCUAUAUACUUUGUUUAUUUUGAUAUCACUGAAGUCUUGUCUAUGUACCUGUGUCCGAUGAUAUCACUCCGGUUUACUUCCUGUGGAAUGAUGAUGUCAGAGGAUGCUUCAUUGUUUGUUUUUCCAUUAAUGUAUUACUAGCAAGCUGGAUACGGCACUGCCGAUCAGCUAAUUUUCCAUAGUGGCCACUCAUAGUAUUGCAACGAAAAAUCCCCAUGGCGGCCCACAAAACAUUUUCUCCAUAGGCCAGAAUGAUAAAAGAGAUGUCUGCAAAACUGUUGCCAGGAUACAUCAAGCUGUGAACCAGGUCACCUGCUGCUCUUUGUAUUAAGACUUUUUAACCCAUGGAGGUUUUAUGUUUGUAAAGUUUUAUUUUCAUGACAUCAUCCUAAUGUAAAGUUUAUGGACCAAGCAAGAGGCAACAGGGAAACACUAAUGAGCAUGUGCAGUGGGCCAUACAAUACAGAAGCAAACCCACAAUAAAAAACUUUUUUGGUGAAUGCGCCAGGCGAGCAACUUUCAGUGUGAGGAAUGGGCGCCAUCAUGAAAUCCAGGAUCCAUCUUCCUAAUAAUGCAUCCAUGUUUUUUCUCUCUGUUGUCUUCUCUGUAUUUAUUCACCUGCUUUUAAAUCUAUAGUAUUGGUCAGUUGUUGAUCUGUAUUGUGUUCUACUAAUAAAUACAGAAGGAACUACUUCUGUGGUCAC
Molecule: messenger RNA, 6698 nt
Organism: Monopterus albus (swamp eel)
Lineage: Eukaryota; Metazoa; Chordata; Actinopteri; Synbranchiformes; Synbranchidae
Gene: tbc1d9b
Product: TBC1 domain family member 9b
Exons: 23
Coding region: 175-3792 (1205 amino acids)
Molecular function (GO): calcium ion binding
Source: RefSeq, a predicted model, not a curated record